Camellia sinensis is the source of this 3190-nucleotide messenger RNA. Its product is annotated as type IV inositol polyphosphate 5-phosphatase 7. Lineage: Eukaryota; Viridiplantae; Streptophyta; Magnoliopsida; Ericales; Theaceae. The record is from RefSeq and is a predicted model, not a curated record. Gene Ontology annotation, biological process: phosphatidylinositol dephosphorylation. Gene Ontology annotation, molecular function: phosphatidylinositol-3,4,5-trisphosphate 5-phosphatase activity; inositol-polyphosphate 5-phosphatase activity; phosphatidylinositol-4,5-bisphosphate 5-phosphatase activity.
UGGGAAGACCAAAUUGCAAAGAAAAAAAAUAUAUACAGAGCUAAAGAGGCUCUAUAGAGAUCUCACACCCUUCACUUUGCUGACUAAAUCAGCUGACUGGGGGUCGUUUUGAUCUCAAUUUUAAAGCAAAACGACAUCCCCUUUUGCCCUAUCAUGUUGGGCCGGCCUUGGUUUUUGAGUUAAAGAAAAGGGCUUCACAGAGCGAGCGAGAGAGAGACAGAGAGAGAGGGUUUUCUUGAAACUUUCUUGAAACACAGCCCAGUUUUGAACAGAAUAAAGUGCAGAAGACUCUCUCUCUCUCUCCCUCCUCUUUCUACCCUUUCUCUCUCUCUAUGUUUGCUGCCUUGUCUUGUUCAUAAGAUUCAAGGACUAAUCACACUUACCCACAUUAAAGUGUUGUCUCUCUCUAGUCAUUGGGGCUGUAAUUUUACUGGGUUUUGGGCCAUUGUCUCUCUUAUACACAUAUACGCGCACACGUAUAUAUCAGCUACAAGAGUGCCCACAAUAGAAAAAGAAAGAAAGAGCCUUGUUUGACUAAUCAGAAUGCUGAGAAACUGAUUUUCUUGCAAUUUGAGGAAAGUAGAGGAAUGCCUAAGUAUAAUUUUAAGUCUUUCUUUGUCAAACUAUUGAGCUCCAAUCACAUCAAUUUGUGAAUCAGAGGCUGGGAAAAAAUUCCUGUAAUGGGGUUGAUUUUAUGUUUUUGCUGAUUCUAAGCAAAAUCCAGAAAACUGUGGGAAUAGGAGGAGAGAGGGAUAUAGAAGGAGAGCUCUGUAUGAAGAGGGAGUGAAACAAUGAGAGAUGAGAAUACAAAGAAAAGCAAGCUCUCGUGGUCAAAGAAACUGAUUAGGAAAUGGUUCAACAUCAAGAGCAAAACUGAGGAGUUUCAGGCAGAACAUGAAGUUGUUUAUGGGGGUGGUGAUGUGGAAUGGAGAAAUAGCUUCUCAGAGAGGGAACCAUGUACAAUUAAGAAAAGUAGAACAGAAAAAUCAAGGAAGAGCACAGAACGAAUUGGGCGAACAGAAAAAUCAAGGAAGAGCACAGAACGUGUCCGGCGAGGGAGAGUUGAUCUUGAUCAUCCUCAAAUUAUAAAUGUGCAGAACUAUAGCAUGUUUGUGGCAACAUGGAACGUGGGUGGAAAAUCGCCAACGAGUAAUUUGAAUCUUGAUGAUUUUUUGCAUUCUUCGCCUCCCGCAGACAUUUAUGUUCUUGGAUUUCAAGAAAUAGUUCCUUUGAAUGCGGGGAACAUUCUAGGCGCUGAAGACAAUGGCCCUGCAAAAAAAUGGUUAGCUUUAAUCCGAAAAACACUAAACAAUCUUCCCGGAAGUAGUGGAGGAGGUGGGUACUAUACACCUUCUCCAAUCCCCAAUCCAAUUGUAGAAUCGGAUGCAGAUUUCGAGGGAUCAACCAGACAAAAAGCGUCAUUUUUCCACCGUCGAUCAUUCCAAACACCCUCCAGCUGGAGGGCUGAAAAUGAUCCGUCAGUGUCACAGCCUCGCCUUGAUCGGCGAUACAGUGUUUGUGAUCGGGUGAUCUUUGGUCAUAGGCCAAGUGACUACGACACUAGUUUCAGAUGGGGUCAUAGGCCAAGUGAUGCUUCGUGGAGUCACAGACCGAGCGACUCUUCAUGGGGUCAUAGACCAAGUGACUAUUCCGGGGGUCACAGACCGAGCGAUUAUUCUGGGGGUCACAGACCGAGCGACUAUUCAUGGGGUCAGAGGCCAAGUGAUUUUUCAAGAUGGGGUUCAUCGGAUGAUGAUUAUGGGACUGGGGAUUCACCUAGCACUGUGUUCUCACCGUUAUCUAAUGCUGGAUCGGCACCAAUGGAAGAUGGGUAUAGAAUGCCGGGAAAUUCAAGGUACUGCUGUGUUGCAAGCAAGCAAAUGGUUGGGAUUUUUCUCACGAUAUGGGUUAAGAGCGAUCUAAGGGAACACGUUCGCAACAUGAAAAUAUCUUGUGUGGGCCGAGGAUUGAUGGGCUACCUUAGAAAUAAGGGAUCUAUUUCGGUCAGCAUGCUGUUACACCAAACAAGCUUUUGCUUUAUCUGUAGUCAUUUGACCUCCGGACAGAAGGAGGGGGACGAGCUACGUAGGAACUGUGAUGUCAUGGAGAUUCUAAAGAAGACGAGGUUUCCACGAGUCAACUGCGUGGGUGAUGAAAAGUCCCCUGAAACAAUCCUUGAGCAUGAUCGAGUUAUUUGGCUUGGGGAUCUGAAUUAUCGGAUUGCGUUGUCUUACCGGUCUGCUAAGGCACUUGUUGAGAUGCAAAAUUGGAGGGCAUUGUUAGAGAAUGACCAGCUGCGGAUAGAGCAGAGACGAGGGCGUGUUUUCCGUGGAUGGAAGGAAGGGAAGAUAUAUUUCCCACCAACUUACAAGUAUUCAAAUAAUUCAGAUAGAUAUACCGGGGACGAUAUGCACUCGAAGGAAAAAAGGCGAACACCGGCAUGGUGUGAUAGAGUUUUGUGGUAUGGAGGUGGUCUUCAUCAAUUAUCCUAUGUCCGAGGGGAAUCUAGGUUCUCGGAUCACAGACCGGUUUAUAGCAUAUUUUGGGCUGAGGUUGAGUCAUACCAAGGCCGCUUGAGAAGAAGCAUGAGUUGUUCUGGUUCUAGGGUUGAGGUGGAGGAGCUAUUACCGUACUCGCACGGAUACACUGAACUCUGCUUUUUCUAGAAGAUGCAGAGAGCGUUUGGGCAAGAAAUUUCUUCAAAGAAAUUCAGCCUUUGGAAAAAUGAUGGAGACAUGUCCAUUUCCCACUAACCAAAAAAUGUGUGUGUAUAUUUGCAUUUUUGCUCGCUAACUGACUUCACACGACUCUGAUUUUGCGUACUUAAUUCAUCAUUAUACCAUUUCAAGCACGAUUCAAUUACCCGAUCAAGAAAUUCCUACUUUACAAGCAUUUGCAGUUGUCAUACUCAUACCUUCAGGUUGAAUUUAAACCAAUCAAGCAUUGCCAAGUGGGUAAAUCGGGAUUAUUUUAAUUUUUUAGAAAUUCUUUAUAUUUGUUUUGAGAAAGCAAAAGAGAUGAGAUGGUCAAAAUAAUCAUUUGUGUGUUGCCUUUCUGUUUUGAUUGAAAGGAGAAGUAAGAACUGAAUGUAUACUCAUUUACUAGAAAGAUACAAAAGAUACAAAAUUGAAGAUAUCAAGCCCCUCUUGUUCUAUUGUUGCCAAUGAUUUUAGGCUCGGUCUGUUAAGUA